Pelobates cultripes (western spadefoot toad) is the source of this 912-nucleotide messenger RNA. The record is from the annotation of a GenBank genome assembly. NCBI's taxonomy places the organism in Eukaryota, Metazoa, Chordata, Amphibia, Anura, Pelobatidae.
AUGUCCCACAGGCAGAAGCAGAAAGCUGCCAAAGCAGAAAGAGCAACCUUCUUCCUAGCCAGAUCGGCCGCAAAAAAACCGCGGGAAACCGGCGGCCCCGUCCAAGAUGGCGGCGGAGAUCGCUCCCGCGAGGGAUCCAUCUCACCAGCGACAUCCACCACCUCCCUAACAGAGGAGCAACCCCUCACCACAACCUCAAUGAGGCUCAUGCUGGCAGAAUUGGCUGAAAACUUCCAGGCUAAUAUGAAAAAGCAGCUCCAAAGCCUGGCAGCAGAAUUGAGGAAGGAUGUUGCAGACAUAGGCCAGCGCACGGCUCAAUUAGAGCAGAAACUGGACAACUGCACAGAUGCUCACAACUAUUUAGCUGAAAAAGUACAAGACUACGAGACUAACCUACAUAAUCUUAAAGCAAAAGUGGCGGACCUGGAAGACCGCUCCCGGAGAAACAACAUCCGGAUAAGAGGCAUACCUGAAACAGUGCUGCAGGCAGGCCUAGGUGACUACCUCCAGGACAUGUUCCAAGCGCUCGCCCCAGCAAUACACCCAGACCAGAUGGUGGUGGAUAGGGCACACCGCCUCAGACGGCCGCAACACCUGCCGCCUUCCACAGAUCGGGAUGUCAUCGCUCGCAUUCACUUUUUCCACGUGAAGGAGCAGAUAGUGAAAGCAAGCAGAACAGCAGGUAUGCCGGACCCUUAUGGACACAUCAAAAUUUUUGCGGACUUAUCAGCAGAAACGUUACAGUUCAGGAAAAGCCUGGCCCAGAUCACCGCCACCCUGCGAGAGAAGAACAUCGCCUACAGAUGGGGGUACCCGGCCAAACUACUGAUCCACCGUGAAGGGAAAAUGCAUGUGGUAAUUAAUCCAGAAAUGGGGCUUGGUAAGCUCAAGGACUGGGGAAUACAAGUCUGA